Messenger RNA from Amphiprion ocellaris (clown anemonefish), 3184 nucleotides. Its product is annotated as upstream stimulatory factor 2. Gene Ontology annotation, molecular function: RNA polymerase II cis-regulatory region sequence-specific DNA binding; protein dimerization activity; DNA-binding transcription factor activity, RNA polymerase II-specific. The record is from RefSeq and is a predicted model, not a curated record. The coding region runs from base 191 to 1147 and encodes 318 amino acids. Gene Ontology annotation, biological process: regulation of transcription by RNA polymerase II. NCBI's taxonomy places the organism in Eukaryota, Metazoa, Chordata, Actinopteri, Pomacentridae. The transcript has 11 exons.
AUCCUCCAGCUGAUCGAGCAGUCACCUCGGAUCACCCAGCCCCAGCAGCGGCCUCCAUUUUAACUCCGACACCGAGCCAUACCUCACGUGUCCUGGGCUGUCUCUCUCACAUGACCCGAGUGUUUGUUCCCGUGAUCAGCACUUCCAUCUCCGUCUGUGACACCGAAUAUCACUUUUUAUUUGAACCCUGAUGGAUAUGCUUGAACAGAGUCUGGACACCGCAAGCCAAGAAAAGCAAGACGAAGAGGUUGUCCAAGCAUCAGAGGACGGAACAGGAGAAGAGCAGACGGCUGUUACAAUAGCCAGUGUUCAGCAGGCUGCAUCGUUUGGUGACCAUAACAUACAAUAUCAGUUCCGCACUGACGGUGCACAGGUGACAUAUCGUGUUGUUCAGGUGACUGACCAGCACCUUGAGGGAAGAGAUGAUGCAGGAGGAGCAGUGAGCGUUGUCUCAACAGCUGCAUUCACUGGGGCUCCUCAGGCUGUGGCUCAGGCUGUGAUCCAAAACCCUUUCAGUAAUGGAGGAAGCCCAGCAGGAGAGGCAGUGGGAGGGGAGACCCGCUUUGCUUACUUCCCUGCUACUGCGGUGAGCGACGGAACUGUGUCUGUGCAGGCCACGGCGGACCCUACACUCACACAGGCAGGGGGUCAGUUUUAUGUGAUGAUGACCCCCCCUGAUGUCAUUCAGACAGGCACACCACGAACCAUCGCCCCACGCACACAGCCCUAUCCUGCAGAUGAAAACGAGCUGCUGCAACACGAAGGUUUAAACUGGAAAAUGGAUGGACCCCGAACACCAAGAGAUGAAAGGAGAAGAGCGCAACAUAAUGAAGUUGAAAGGCGGCGAAGAGACAAGAUCAACAACUGGAUAGUUACGCUUUCCAAGAUCAUCCCAGACUGCAGUAUGGACAGCACCAAGACCGGAGCAAGCAAAGGAGGCAUUCUGUCCAAAGCUUGCGACUACAUCCGUGAGCUGAGGCAAAGCAACCAGCGACUGCAAGAGAGUCUGAAGGAAGUGGAGAGGAUACAAGUGGACAACGAAUUGUGCAGGCAGCAGAUUGAAGAACUGAAGAAUGAGAACGCGUUGCUCCGAGCGCAACUCCAGCAGCAUGGCAUCGAGAUGGUUGGAGAGACUCCACCGCAGUGAAAGAGAUGAAAAGGACGGGGAGGAGCACCGCCACUCAGACAUGUAACUGACACGUUGGAAAAUGAGGCAAGAUGUUUAAAAAAGGACUUGUGGAGAAUCACUUUCUUUUUAGUGAAUGCAUCCUUCCCUGGGUUUCCAGGUCGCAAACCCUUCACUAGCCAAUGUGGCUGCACUUGACUGUUACAAUCCUAUUGAGAUAACCACCUGUUGCAACUCAGUAGAAGUGUUUUCUGACAGAAGAUGUCCACUCACCUCCAUCAGAGUGCUUUACGAGCACUAGCUAUGAAAACGAACCUCUGCUGAACUCCUCCCUUGUUUUGUAUUUAUGUAGCUUCUCUCAUGGACUGUGAUGUUAAUUUUUGUUCCCUGUCAGUGUACUUUUUCUCCCCCAAAUAUUAAUGUUUGACUUAGUUCAUGCUUGUAUUCUGUUUGUGUUUUUGAGUUCUGUAUUAAUAUGUUGUUUUUAGCUCCUUUAAUUUAUUAGUCUGCUUGCUUACAGAAGCCUUGAUGGAGACCAGUUAGCUGAAACUCAUGCACCCCAGAGAAGCCGAUUGAAUUUUAAAUGAGAAAACAUUAAAGUAUGCAAAAAAGACGUGAUUUUACACACAGAAAUAUAGUGUCAUACAUAGAUUACCUAGACCCAAAGACAAACAAAGAGCUGAGGAGGUCAGUGCUUCAGGGCUGAUUUAUGUAAAUAUGACUUCUCAUGUUUUAAUACAGAUGUUACAGGAUGUUAGAGCAGAUUAUCUCUGGGAGUCAACAAUCAAUAACUCAUUAGCUCAUUCUUGCCCUUUGUCAUAGUUAUUUCCAUGAAGUGUGUGCAAUCUUGAAGCUUGAUUUGGAAAAAGAAAUGUGGUUUACUUGAAUUGUUGGACAUUUGCUUAACCAGAAAAACAAUUCAAAAAUAGAAUGUGUUAAGAUCCAGCUGUUCAGAUGAUAUUUAAUUACCACAGUUAAAUAUAGUGUGGAAGAUGCAGACAUAACAAACUCGACACUUUUGACCGUGGACUGGGGGAAGAGUGCGGUGAAAAUCCCAACUUUUACCAAAUUAUAUUUAGGUACUGUGGGUUUAUUUUCAUCUUUUGUUAGUGUGUGAUUUGCCGGUGUCUCAAUACAUGUAGGAAUUAUCCCCACAUGUUUCAUUUCAAGCUGUUUGCUCUAUUUUGGUAUUGCAACGCUUCAAAUGGAGCUCAGUGCACAAGAGGGGGAGGCACCCUGGAGAGCAGUACUCAAAGACUCUGCUCACUAUGGAAAAGGAAUACACAGAAAUUCUGUGUCGCACUUCAUAGCUGAGCACAACUCGCUCUCCAUGAAAAGACGGAAUAGUUGGGAAGUGGGAAACUUGGAAAUGAUCUCGGCAAUUUCUCCACCCACUCAGGCAAACAAUAAGUACACUGCAGUUGGUUAUACAAACAGCAAAAGCUAAUAUUAACAUUGUUGAUGAUUCUGUGAAUGAAUAUACAUGAUGUAUUUUUGUUCCGCUUUGGGCAAUGUGAGUGAAAGUGGAAGGGAGAUAUCAAGCUUCAGCGCCACUUAUUAGAGCACAAUUGCUUUUCCCUGUAUCAACAGCUCAGGAUCCAGCAAAGCAAAACCAACACUCAGACCCCUGGCAAAAUCAGGCAGACUAUCACAUUUUAAUAUCUCAGACUCUGUAAGUUAACAGCUUGUGCUUUGGAAGUGCUCUUCUGCUACAACUGCUAGAUUCAAACCUGAUAGGGAUAGUGCAAGUGUCUGAUCUAUCAAACGAGGCUUCUAGCCAAAGUUGAAUGAUAGAUGUUUUGCAGUAGAAUUUUUUUACACCUCAGUGAGAGGAGAGCAGAGAAUGCGAAAGAGAAGACAUGAAUAAUGCUUUGGAAGAUUGAUGUUCACAAAUGAAAGGUCAUUCGUGGCUAAUUCUUUUUUCUUGCGUUUCUUUUUUGAAAUGGCAAAAGGAAGAAAAAAGACUUUUUUUCUCUGUGUAGCAGCCUCACUGUUCUCAGGUUAGAGACAUCUUUUGUAAGUAAAAUGGUGGAAAAUAAAAAUUUCACUAGCUAAUAA